AUGGCUGCUGCAGCUGGCAAGAGACAGUCUGCAAAUCGCAACAUUGUCUAUUGCCUUCGGUGCCACAAGCCCCAGGACAACCUCCCUGUGCACCUGGUGCGAGUGUGUAUGAAAAACUGCACACUAGAAGACAGAGAGACAGAGGUAGCGAGAGCAGUUGAGUCCAAUAGGGAGUGGGUUCGUGCAAACAGGACCUGGGACUACAAUGCCAUCCUAGAGCUGCUGCCCCACAGACGCUGUCGUAUGGCACUGGUGGAAGACCUUCAGGAGAGGGGGUUCUUCAUCAAGAACAUUCCCCGUAACGCACACAUGGAAGAUCCAGAUAUGGUCACUAAGCCAGUUGUCACAGCUGCUGCUGAGGCUACCACAUCUGCUGCUGCUGCAACCACGUCUUCUGCCACUGUUACCAUGGACAACAGUACGCAGACACGCACAGGCAUGGAAGAUAAGGACACCAAGCCUGUUGUCACAGCUGCUGCCAAUGUCGAGACUACCACGUCUGCUGCCACUGUUACCAUGGUUUCCAGGUCUGCUGCCACCACUGACCCAUCGGAGGGCCCCUCCUCUGAGUCAGAUAAAGAUGCCUGUGACGCCUCCUGGACAAUAGAGUCUCCAGACCCAGUUGGCUCUCUGAGGCUGAAGAGGAAAGCAGUGGUCUUGGAAGAGCCGGUGAUAGAGGAUCAGCCAGUGGAGCCUACUUAUGAAGUUGUCAAGGCUGGGACAAAGAGAGGACGUCCGCAGCUGAUAGACAACGUCGGCAACAGUUUUGGAGUUGCCUAUAGAGGACCCAGCGCUGUAACCUGGAGAUGUUCUGUCCGUCCAAAAGGUGCAGUAUGCAGAGCCAAAGUGGUGGAGCGGGAUGGUGUGUUUGAAGCAGGCCAAUAUCCGCACAACCAUGAACCCGAUCUUGGCACUGCUACAGCGGCCAAACUCACAGCCUGUAUGGAGAAAGAGGCCGUGGUGAUCGUUCAAGAGGUGUCGCUCGAUGAACUGCAGGAGAAUGUACCUCGCCCAGAACUCUCCAAGUCAGUGAACUUGUCUUCUGUUGGUGGCGGUUUGCUGCCCUUGCCAAGACCAUGUGAACCCAAGGACAUACACUUCAUUGUCAACAUGGACCACAUCCCGCCAUCAUUCCUCCGGGGGGAUGUCCGAGUGAGUGGGGACAAUGAACGCAGACACCUCAUCUUUGCUACAGACACACAACUGACCCGCCUGGCCAACGCGAAGACGUGGUACCUAGAAGGUAACUCCAAGCUGUGUGGUCCGCCCUUCACACAGCUUUUCACCAUCGGUGCCUUUGUCAGGCAGAAAGAUUGCACAAAAAGCGUCCCUCUGCUCUUUGUGCUGAUGUCCAGAUGUAAGAAGAAGGACUACAAGAGGGUGUUGAGGGAAAUCUUGGACAUUCUGCCGAGACCUCCAAAAGUGACACGUGCCAUGCAUGGCUUUGAAAAGUCUCUGUGGUCGGCAAUGUCACGUGUGUUGCCCCAUGUUCGGUUGACUGGGUGCAUGUUCCACUGGAAACAGGCAGUGUUUCACAAGAUUAGAGAACUUGGUCUGCGCACCAAGUAUAUGCAGAGAGGUGAGGGCCACGAGUUCCUGAGGGAUACUAUGUCCCUGCCGUUCCUGCCUGGGGAGCACAUCCCAGCUGCCUGGGAGAGACUGAAGUCCAGGGCCAGCACACCUGGUCUGCAGGACUUCACAAGUUACAUGGACAGCACAUGGAUGAACUCGCCUAUCCACCCACCCACCACCUGGAGUGUCUUUAAGAAGACAGUGCGCACAAACAAUGAGGCAAAGGGAUGGCACGCUGCCUUGAAGAGGAGGGCUUCUGGCGAGAGCAACCUCCCAUUUUACAGUCUGGUUUCUCUCCUGCAAGAGGAGGCAAAGUUUGUGCACCUCGACAUCAAUCUUGUCAGGAACAUGAAACUGUCCCGCUACCAGCGCCCAGCCAGAAGACGGGCGGAAGAGAGGCUGUUCGACGCGUGGACAAGGUUUGAAAAAGGGGAACUGAGUGCCGACGAACUUCUGCGUUUCUGUCACAGUUUCGGCUCAGAUUCGGCAUCGCAUCCGUCAAGCAACUCCCCCACACAAAGUGCUUAGGCAGGACAAGUGUGAGUUGUUUGGGAAAAAAAAACUUGUGAAAAAGCCACACGAAGACAGUAGAAAAAAGAGGGAAAAAAGAAAAGAAAACCGUCAUGUUGUAAAUAAGGACCUUUUCACUUUGACUGAGCCACUUUUACAGACAUACUAUUUGGCCUACAUUUUGUACUAGACCUUUGCACUGAAGACAUUUCUUUAACUUUCUUAACAAUUUGUACUUAUUUG
Messenger RNA from Engraulis encrasicolus (European anchovy), 2325 nucleotides. RefSeq lists its product as uncharacterized. Bases 1 to 2100 code for a protein of 699 amino acids. The transcript is spliced from 3 exons. The record is from RefSeq and is a predicted model, not a curated record. NCBI's taxonomy places the organism in Eukaryota, Metazoa, Chordata, Actinopteri, Clupeiformes, Engraulidae.